Molecule: messenger RNA, 327 nt
Organism: Anopheles cruzii
Lineage: Eukaryota; Metazoa; Arthropoda; Insecta; Diptera; Culicidae
Product: small conductance calcium-activated potassium channel protein-like
Exons: 2
Biological process (GO): potassium ion transmembrane transport
Cellular component (GO): neuron projection; neuronal cell body; plasma membrane
Molecular function (GO): calmodulin binding; small conductance calcium-activated potassium channel activity
Source: RefSeq, a predicted model, not a curated record
AUGAAGACACCGUGCGCCGGUAAUCGGGAACCAGUAUCGGCUGCAUGCACAGAAGAGGCCGGCAUCGCGCUCGUGGGCGUACACUCAGAGUAUCCCAGGUACAUGGAGGAGCGAGGCCUCGGUGGCGGCGUCUGCAAAGGUCCCGGCACGAUACAAGGUGGGCCCGGCCAGAAGCACAAACCGAAUGUCGGCUACCGGUUAGGGCGGCGGAAAGCGCUGUUCGAGAAGCGGAAGCGCAUCAGUGAUUACGCCCUCGUCAUGGGAAUGUUCGGCAUUAUUGUGAUGGUGAUAGAAAACGAAUUAAGUAGCGCUGGUGUAUAUACUAAG